AUGGUGAAAAAGUCGUCGACCACUAUAAGACAUCCAGAAAUAGUAUUAAAACAUACUGAAGUGCUUUCAAAAGCAAGAGCUGCAGUAACUGAGGAAAAAAUUCGUGAAUGGUUCUUAGAAGCAAAAGAUUAUCUAACAGAAGAAGAAGCUUUAGACAUUCUUAAAGAUCCAAGCAGAAUGUACAAUUUAGAUGAAACCGGUGUGCAAACUUGUCCAAAAACUGGGCAAGAAAAGCAAAGCAUAACAGUGUUGUGCUGUUAUGCUGCUAGCGGGACGGUAGUAGACCCUAUGGUUGUAUAUCCAAACCAAAGGAUUGCUCAGGAUGUAAUGCAGGGUGUACCUGAAAACUUCGCUGUUGGCAGAAGUCCAAGCAGUUGGAUGAUUAGUGCUACAUUCUAUGAAUAUAUUGCUGAUGUGUUUUAUCAAAGGUUGGUUCGAAAACAAGAGGAGUUUCCAGUUUUACUUGUAUUUGAUGGACAUAAAUCUCAUAUUAAUUUGGAACUUCAUGAGUUUUGUGUUGAAAAAAGAAUCCUUCUGAUAUGUCUACCACCGAAUGCCACCCAUAUAUUGCAACCUUGUAAUGUGGGAAUUUUCAGGCCUUUGAAUGUUGAAUGGAGAAAAGUGGUUCGCAAUCACCAAGCAAGAAGUAUUCAAUCCAUCACAAAAGUUAAUUUUGCUCCUCUUUUUCAUGAAGCUUUUAAUAAAGCCUCGAAAGUUGAAACAAUACAAAAUGCGUUUGCUACGUGUGGCUUAUUUCCUUUCAACCCGGAUUAA
Messenger RNA from Belonocnema kinseyi, 774 nucleotides. RefSeq lists its product as uncharacterized. The transcript has 3 exons. Gene Ontology annotation, molecular function: DNA binding. The record is from RefSeq and is a predicted model, not a curated record. Bases 1 to 774 code for a protein of 257 amino acids. Lineage: Eukaryota; Metazoa; Arthropoda; Insecta; Hymenoptera; Cynipidae. Gene Ontology annotation, cellular component: nucleus.